CGGGAAUGUUGUUGUGUUCUGGAGACGUGGGAGGCAGCGAAGCUCGUCCAUGUGACUGAAAUAGAAGCAGCCACCCUUCCUCCAAGUAGAGUUUACAGGUGAAGCUAAACCAGCAGCAGGAGCCAUUACACCUCUGUCUGAAAGUUCAGCUCAGACAUCUUCAAAUAGGAGCCAGACUUUCACCAGAUCCUCCAACAUGGGUGAAGAUGCUGCACGAGCUGAUCAAAGCUCCAACACCUUGCCUGGUCCAACCAAUUCCGAUUCCGCCACUGCUCCAGCGGUGGAUGCCCAGGAUUUCUUCAUCCCCAGUUCAGGUCCUACUUCCCCGACUCACACGCUUUCCCGCAUGGGUUCCAAACCUCCAACCAGCCCAACAAGUGCUGCAAGCCAGGUGAGCGCCAUCACGGUGGUGGCUCUGCUCGACCAGCUGGUGGUGAUGAUUGAGACAGUGCAGGAAAACCAGCGGCGCAUGGAGAAGCGCCAGACUGACCUGGAGGGCACCGUGAAGGCCGUACAGGCCGACUUGACUCGCCUAAGCAAGAGCCAUAUGACUACCUCUGGUGGGGUCAACAAGCUGCUUGAGCGCUCCCGCAAAACCGGCAUCUAUGUCAAAGAAGUGCGCGAGCGUCUCGAUCGCCAGUGUGGCCAGGUAAAGCGUCUGGAGGCCAACCAUGCACACCUGCUCAAGAGGAAUCACUUCAAGGUGCUCAUUUUCCAGGAGGACAAUGAGAUCCCCACCUCCGUGUUAACUAAGGGAUCCAUGGCAGACAUUGUUCAAGAUGAUACUGUUGCCUCUGCUCGUGCUUCAGUGAUCGAUCCCAAUUACUCCCAUGAGGAAGGAUUGCAGACCAUCAGCCUUUCCUCUGAUGAAGAAGAGGGAGCUGCGAGCCCCCCACUGGAGGGGGGUACACUACCCAGAGAGGUGCAUGAGGAUGAGUUCCCAGGAGCGGGAAGCGAUCGUCUGGAAUGGUCUCGCACUGACAAGUUCAAGCGAUCCAGUUUGAAGAAGGUGGACAGCCUAAAGAAGGCCUUUUCACGCAGCUCCAUUGAGAAGAAAUUCAACAAGAUUGUGCCCCCGGAGCGGCGUGAAAAGAUCAUGAAGAGCCUCUCUCCUGGCCAUCCCAGAAGCCCAACCAGCAAGAGUUCAUCGUUCCACGUCACUCCUAUGACUUUCAACGUCAAGAAGUUGCGAGAUGGAGAAGUUGAAACCACUCAGGCUGGAGGUGAAAAUGCUACGGUGGAGGUGCCACCAAUGGGAGGGCCGGAUGGUCAGCUACCCCUGGCAGAGGUCCAUAAUGAAGAGGAAACGAUUAACGGAAAAGAGCACAGUCCAUCCUCCACAGGCAGCGCAGAUGGUGUCGCCUCGGUUACAGAAGAAAUUGAUAACGAGCUUGUUAUCAAGAAAGAGCUUGAUAACGGUCCCUCAGACAAGGUGGCAGAAGAAGAGGAGAUACAAGAGCCCAAUGAAGCAAAUAUUGGGGCUGAGGAGAAUACUCAUGAGAAUGGUGAUCAUCAUGUUGGAGAUGAAGAGGAGGGCAAGACCCUGUCUGCACCUGAAUCUCCUCCGUCAGCUGCAGUAGCUAUCCAGCAAGCCUCUUAGAUUUACUAGCAUUCCAUCGAUAGUGGAGAUCUUGGCGCGGGAGUAAACCAUCUGUUCAGAGUCAGCUGUGUUAUGUAAGCAUGCUUGUGUUAUCAGAAUGCUUGUCUGAUACAAAACAGGGCAAAUGUUAAAAAAAAAAAAAAAAAAAAAGACCCGUCUCCCCCUCCCCUCAAACUGGGCUUUACAUGGUGAUGGGUGUCAAACUGUCUUACCACCUGUGAUAUUUUAAAGCUGUUCUAGCUUUUCUAUAUCUCUGCUUGUAUAUAGUCUUAAACCUAUGUUGCAUGCAAUCCUUUAUUUCACCUAUUAUUCUUCCCAGUAUACUGUACUACAAUAGAUAAUCAAAUCAAGUGUGAUUCACCGAGUUACUUAGAUUUAAAGAAAUAUAGUUUAAGAAAUGCCCUUUUUUUAAAAAAAAAAGCUGAGAAUUGUCUGACGUCCCUGAACAUUGUUUACUGCUUUCAAAGCAAAAUAAAGUUUCAGCAUAAGUGAUAACAAUAAAAAUGAAUUUUAAUAAAGUGUUUAUCUAAAA
Tachysurus fulvidraco (yellow catfish) is the source of this 2132-nucleotide messenger RNA. It is a transcript of the gene cavin2a, whose product is annotated as caveolae associated protein 2a. Lineage: Eukaryota; Metazoa; Chordata; Actinopteri; Siluriformes; Bagridae. Bases 197 to 1600 code for a protein of 467 amino acids. The transcript is spliced from 2 exons. Gene Ontology annotation, cellular component: caveola; cytoplasm. Gene Ontology annotation, molecular function: protein kinase C binding. The record is from RefSeq and is a predicted model, not a curated record.